Erpetoichthys calabaricus (reedfish) is the source of this 23407-nucleotide messenger RNA. It is a transcript of the gene dst, whose product is annotated as dystonin. Lineage: Eukaryota; Metazoa; Chordata; Cladistia; Polypteriformes; Polypteridae. Gene Ontology annotation, cellular component: cytoskeleton; hemidesmosome; focal adhesion. Bases 22 to 22623 code for a protein of 7533 amino acids. The transcript has 103 exons. The record is from RefSeq and is a predicted model, not a curated record. Gene Ontology annotation, molecular function: calcium ion binding; structural molecule activity; microtubule binding. Gene Ontology annotation, biological process: cytoplasmic microtubule organization; hemidesmosome assembly; intermediate filament cytoskeleton organization.
UGUCCUACAUGUCGUCUUAUCAUGAUUGCUGCGGCUUUCCUGGUGUUGCUGAGACCUUACAGCAUCCAGUGUGUUCUGCUACUGCUGCUUCUAUUGCUGGGCACUAUCGCUACAAUUUUAUUUUUCUGUUGCUGGCAUCGCAGGCUUCGUAAGGGGAAGCAUCCUAUUAAAUCGGUAUUUUCAGGUCGCUCACGAAGUCGAGAAGCUGGUUUCCGAUCUCAUCAUUUCCGAUAUGAGGGAUACAGACACAGCCCGAGACACGUCAGGAGGGUCGCCAAGCCUCGAGUUUCAGAAGAGACUCAGCCUCUGGUAGAAAUCCCGGAGAGCGAGCAAGAAACCCCCGUGAGGAAGCGCAAAGUCAAGAAGAGGGUGCAGCCGGAAUUCUACCACUCUGUGCAAGUCACUCCGACUCGUAGACCCAGUUCUGGGUCCGGGAACGCUUCCCAUCGCUGUUCCAUGUCCUCGUCUGCGGAUUUUUCUGACGACGAUGAUUUUAGUCAGAAAUCUGGAUCUAUCUCGCCGGCUCCGGGAGACACUUUACCGUGGAACCUACCGAGACAUGAGAGAUCAAAAAGGAAGAUUCAGGGAGGAUCGGUGCUGGACCCGGCGGAGAGAGCCGUGCUCAGGAUUGCCGAUGAGAGAGACAGGGUACAGAAGAAGACAUUCACAAAAUGGAUCAACCAGCACCUCCUGAAGGUACGGAAGCAUGUCAACGACUUGUACGAAGACCUCCGUGAUGGACAUAACCUGAUCUCCCUUUUGGAAGUCCUUUCAGGAGAGACUUUGCCUCGGGAGAAAGGGAGGAUGCGCUUCCACAGGCUGCAGAAUGUCCAGAUUGCACUUGAUUAUCUGAAGAAACGGCAGGUAAAGCUUGUAAACAUCAGAAAUGAUGACAUAACAGAUGGGAACCCGAAGCUGACGCUAGGCUUGAUAUGGACCAUCAUCCUGCACUUUCAGAUUUCUGACAUUCACGUUACUGGAGAGUCAGAGGACAUGACGGCCAAGGAGCGUCUGCUGUUGUGGUCUCAGCAAACCACCGAUGGCUAUGUGGGAGUUCGCUGUGAAAACUUCACUACCUGCUGGAGGGAUGGGAGGCUGUUUAGCGCUAUUAUUCAUAAAUACAGGCCGGACCUGAUUGACAUGAACAAAGUUGCAAGUCAGUGCAGCCGAAUUAAUUUGGAACAAGCCUUCAAUGUCGCUGAACAGCUGGGAGUGGCCAGGCUCCUGGAUCCCGAAGAUGUCGAUGUGCAAUCACCUGAUGAGAAAUCAGUCAUAACGUAUGUGUCCACGCUAUAUGAUGUCUUCCCCAAAGUUCUCGAAGGCUCAGAAGGCAUUAACGCCAAUGACGUCGAUAUCAAGUGGGUGGAAUACCAAAACAUGGUCAAUUACCUCAGCCAGUGGAUCAAACACCACGUGACCGUCAUGUCUGACAGAACAUAUCCUAACAGUCCUGUAGAACUUAAAGCACUUUACAAUCAGUACCUGAAGUUUAAAGAGUCGGAAAUUCCAUUGAAAGAGAAUGAAAAAGCAAGAAUUAAACAUCUCUACCGGCUACUAGAGCCCUGGAUUGAAUUUGGUCGGAUUAAGCUGCCACAAGGAUAUCAUCCCAAUGAUGUGGAGAAGGAGUGGGGAAAACUCAUAAUUGCAAUGCUGGAGAGAGAAAAGAGUUUACGACCUGAAGUGGAAAGGCUAGAAAUGUUACAACAAAUUGCAAACAGGGUGCAGCGGGACUGCGUCGCUGGAGAAGACAAGUUGAUUUUGGCCAGGAAUGCACUGCAGUCAGAUGCCAAGAGGCUUGAAUCGGGAAUCCAAUUCCAGAAUGAGGCUGAGAUCGCUGGCUACUUGCUGGAGUGUGAGACUCUUCUGCGGCAGCAGGUCGUUGACAUUCAGAUUUUACUGGAUGGAAAAUUUUACUUAGCGGAUCAGCUGGUUCAGAGGGUUUCCAAAAUUCGAGAUGACCUCUUCACCCUUAAAUCAGAAUGUUCCUCGGUGUACAGCAAGGGACGCAGUUUAACCACUGAGCAAACCAAACGGAUGAUAUCAGGAAUCACACAAAGCUUGAACUCCGGUUUCUCCCAGAGUUUGAGCCCCAGCUUGCCUUCCAGUUUGACAUCCAGCUUAACACCCAGUCUUAUGCCGGGUCUUUCCCCCGGACUCACAUCCAGUUACACGUCGAGCCUGACGCCCUCCCAGACCUCCUCCCUCACACCAGGCAUAACCCCAGGCCUUCAGUCCCCGAUGGUUCCAAGCUACCUGGGAGGAAUGGAUUCAGGAUCUCUGCAGACCUUGAAACUGAUGCAGAUCCGGAAACCUUUGUUGAAGUCGUCGCUUGCGGACCCCAGCUUAACGGAAGAGGAGGUCAACAUGAAGUUUGUGCAGGACCUUUUAAACUGGGUCGACGAGAUGCAGCUGCAAUUAGAUCGAGCAGAAUGGGGAUCGGACUUGCAGAGUGUUGAAUCCCAUUUUGAAAACCACAAAAAUGUCCACGGGGCCAUUGAGGAAUUUCAAAUGAGUCUUAAAGAAGCCAAAAUCAGUGAGAUCCAGAUGACGCCUCCAUUGAAGCACAGCUACUCAGAGAAGCUGGGACGACUGGAGAGCCAAUAUGGAAAGCUCCUGAACACAUCUAGAAAUCGUCAGAAGCACCUUGAUACCUUACAUGAGUUUGUCUCAAGGGCCACUCGAGAACUAAUCUGGUUAAAUGAGAAAGAAGAGGAGGAGGUGGCUUAUGACUGGAGUGACAGGAGUUCCAAUUUGGCAAAAAAGAAAGACUACCAUGCAGAUCUUAUGAGAGUACUCGACGACAAAGAAAGAGUUAUAAAGUCAGUUCAAGAAAUGGCCGAGCAGCUUCUGCUUGAAAAUCACCCAGCAAGGUUGACUAUUGAGGCGUACCGUGCAGCAAUGCAGACACAGUGGAGCUGGAUUUUGCAGCUUUGUGGUUGUGUCGAGCAGCACCUGAAGGAGAACACGCUCUACUUUGAAUUUUUCAACGAUGCCAGAGAAUCAUUGGACUACUUGAAAACUCUCCAAGAGACAAUACAAAGGAAGUACAGCUGUGACCGGACAAGCACUUUGCACAAACUAGAAGACCUGAUCCAGGAAUCAAUGGAUGAAAAGGAGCAGCUCCUGCAGUACAGAAGCACCGUAGCGAGUCUCGUGGGCAGAGCAAAGGCCAUCGUCCAGCUGAAGCUGAGGAGCCCCGACAGUCCGAUCCGAACCUCCAUCCCCGUGAAAGCCAUCUGUGACUAUCGCCAGAUUGAGAUCACGAUAUACAAAGAUGAUGAGUGUGUGCUGGCCAAUAAUUCACAUCGUGCAAAAUGGAAAAUCAUAAGUCCGACUGGAAAUGAAGCCAUGGUGCCUUCAGUCUGCUUCACAAUCCCUCCGCCAAACAAGGAAGCCAUCGAAUAUGCUGGCAGAAUUGAGCAGCUGUAUCAAAACGUGCUGGCGCUCUGGCAUCAGUCCCACAUCAACAUGAAGAGCGUCGUCUCGUGGCGUUACCUGAUGAAUGACAUCGAAGCGAUCCGCAACGGCAAAGUGGCCUCGAUAAAAACCAUGUUGCCUGGUGAACACCAGCAGGUCCUCAGCAAUCUUCAAACCCACUUUGAAGACUUUCUUGAUGACACAGAAGAAUCUGAGAUUUUCACGAUUUCUGACCGGAACCAUCUGGAAAGAGAGGUGGAAAUCUGCAAGCAGUACUACGAGGAGCUUCUGAAGUCUGCUGAAAGAGAAGAACACGAGGAAUCCGUUUACAACCUCUUUAUUUCUGAUGUGCGCAACUUCCGAAUGCGACUGGAGAGCUGUGAGGAGCGAUUGAUCCGUCAGAUCCGAACGCCACUCCAGCGAGAUGACCUUCAGGAGAGUGCACUACGGAUUGCAGAGCAAGAGAAAUCCAAAAAAGAAAUGGACAGGCUAAAGGAAGACCUGGAGACCAUGAAAGGGAAAUGCGAGAUGUUUUUAAAUCAAUCAUCUACUUCCCCGUCUGCUCCGACCCUCUCUUCAGAGCUCAACCUGGUUGUCCAGAACAUGAAUCAGAUCUAUUCCAUGUCAGCAAUUUACCUGGAAAAGCUGAAGACGGUGAACCUGGUGGUGAAGAACAGCCAGGCGGCCGAGGCACUGGUUAAGCUUUAUGAGGCUAAACUGUGCGAGGAAGACGCCGUGAAUGCUGAUGCCAAAGCCAUUGAGUCCAUCAUGGGCACUCUUAAGCAAUGGCGCACUGAAAUUGAUGAGAAAAGAGAAGUGUUUCACGACUUGGAGGACGAACUGCAGAAAGCCAGGACUGUUAGCGAGCGAAUGUUCAAAACGCACAAUGAACGCGAUUUUGACUUGGACUGGCACAAAGAAAAGGCAGAUCAGUUGACAGAGAGGUGGCAGAGUGUUCACUCACAAGUAGAGAGCAGGUUACGGGACUUGGAAGGAAUCAGCAAAUCGCUGAGGUACUACAAAGACACUUAUUUUGCCCUGAAUGACUGGAUAAAAGAAAUGGAGGCCACCCAGUUACGAAUGCAAGAGAACCAACCGGAAGACAGCAAGGCCCUGGCAGAACUUCUGAAUCAACAAAAGGUUCUAGUUUCAGAAAUUGAGGUCAAGCAAAGUAAAAUUGAUGAAUGUCAGAAAUAUUCAGAGCAGUAUUCAGCAGCAGUCAAGGACUAUGAACUCCAGCUUAUGACCUACAGAGCCAUGGUGGAUUCUCAACACAAGUCUCCGGUGAAACGGCGCAGGAUGCAGAGCUCGUCAGACAUGAUUAUCCAGGAGUUCAUGGACCUUCGGACUCGUUACACGGCACUGGUGACACUCAUGACUCAGUAUGUCAAGUUUGCUAGUGAAACCUUGAAGAGGACAGAAGAGGAAGAGAAAUCUGUAGAGGAGGAGAAGAAAGAACAUGGCGAGAAAGUUAAUAAACUGUUAAACUGGGUAUCACGUGUUAAAAAGGAAGAGAGACCAUUAGAGGAUGGCACAAACGAGCCGUCUUAUAUGCCGCAGGUAUCAAUGGAAGAUGUGGCAAGAAAGAAGGAGCAAAUUUCUGAAGCUUUAAGAGCAACUCAGAUGAUUUUGACCAAACACAGUGACAAAAUGACAGAAGAAGAAAAGCAGGAAACCAAAGAGCAGCUCAAGUCCCUCCAGCAGGCCUACAACGAUUUGUCUCAGCAGCCUCUCGAUCAGCUCCAUCAGCCGCAGAGCCUUCCGGCCGAGCAGGAACACCAGGUCAUCCAAGGCAUCCUUGAUCUUGAAACAGGAGCUGUCUUUUCAGUGCCCCUUGCAAUGCAGAAGGGUCUCAUUGACUGUACAACUGGAAUUCUGUUACUUGAAGCUCAGCUGGUGACCACUGGGCUUGUCUCCCCUGAAUCCAUGAAGGGUUUAGAUCUGGAGGAGGCGUUUCAGAAUGGUCUGAUUGACCAAAGCACAUAUACUCAACUGCAGGAUAUCGAUUGCGCUAACAAAAAUCUCCAACAGUAUUCAUCAGAUGCUCUUCCAGUCAUCAGAGCAGUGACAGAAGGAGCGAUCUCUGAGGCUCUAGCUUUCAGAAUAAUAAAUAUACAUUUGGCAAGUGGCGGAUUAAGGGUCAGUCGUACCGGGGAGCUGUUGAGUUUACAGACUGCAUUCCAAAAUGAUCUCAUUCCCGAGUUUCUGUUUGUCCGGAUUCUAGAAACCGAAGGUAGUGGCAAACAUCUUGUUGAUCCGAAUACAGCGGAAAAGCUCAGUCUAGCUCAGACGGUACAAAGAAGCAGAUUACAUGGAAAAUUGGGAUUAAGAGUGUUGGAUGUGAGGAAACGAAAGGAUGGCAGGAUAGCUUUGCAGUCUCGUGGUGACCUCAGCAUUUUUCAGGCAACACUUGAAGGACGUAUUGAUCGGGAAACAGCAGUCAGAUUAUUAGGAGCUCAGCUGUUUGCCGGGGGUAUUAUUGACCCUGAAAGCGGCCACAAACUGAAUGUGGAAGAGGCCAUCCACAAGGGCUUGAUCGAUGAAGACAUGUCUUGCGCAAUAUUGAGCUAUCAAGUACAAAACGGUGGGAUCGUCAACCCUCACAGUGGUAAGAGACUUACUUUGGAUGAAGCAGUGCAGUGCAAUUUGAUGUCAUCAAGAAGUGCUCUCUUAGUCCUGGAAAGACAAGGGAGUCUUAAAGGUCUAAUAUGUCCACAUUCAGGAGAAACCUUUACAGUUUCUUCCUAUUUCGAGUAUAAAGAAGCUACCACCGAGCUCGACUGCAAGUUGCCUGAAAACCGUCACCAAAUUACAGCUCUUUACAUUCCCGAGACAUCCAAAGUGCUCAACUUUGAAAAUGCAGAAGCACAAGGAAUGCUGCAACGUACCUCCACGUUGCUCCUAAGAUCAACAGCACUUCCGGACUCUAUGCCUAACCCAGAAGAGAUGAAUGAAAAUGCUGCAAAAUGGACAUUGUUUUGUAAUUCUUGUGUAGAUGGGCAUGAUUUAUCGGAAUCUCAGCAGCCUCAUUUGGCUCCAGUGUCAGCUUCAGAAGCAAAACGGUGGUUCAUAUCCUAUCUGAUGAUUAACAGUUACGUAGAUCCCAAAUCUGGGCAAAGAGUUUUAAUAUACGAACGAGAGUUGGAUAAAAUUACUUCUUUUUAUGCAGAGAAAAUUUUGUUACCUAAUCAUGAUAAUUUUCAAAUUAUUUUGUCAGCUGUCCCGCAAGAACCUGGAAAAGAAAUAUCCACACUUCUUCAUCAGUGCUUCAACACAGAAAUGGAAAACAUUUCAGUUAGGCAAAGAUUAGAAACAGCAUUUAACAACAAUAUUGGCAGUAGACAGUCUAUGGAUGCAAAUACAUUUGAUGGGAAGGAAGUUGUGGAAUCAGUUGAUACUCAGGGGUUUCUGGGCCAGGUUCAAGAGCAGCAUGACAAAGUAACAUCUGAAACUUCUCCAGAUAGUGAAGUUGUUGCAAAUGUUGAUUCUCGAGAUUUUAUGCAUUUGAGCAGUAGCACGGUUGGAUCCCAUAUGAACGUACAAAACGAUUUCCUCUUAUUAAAUGAACCGAUGGACACAACACCUACAAACCAUCACCAAAACCUUAAUAUUCAAGAAGAACCUCAUCAUGAUCUUGUCACUGAACCUGUCCUGGAUCAUAACCACAUUUUUGAAAUCAACCUAAGUGACAGUAAAACUGAUUAUAGAAUGCAUCAAAACAAAAUUGCCCAAAUACUCAGUGGAGGUUCUACAGUUCCACAGAUGGCCCUGGUGACAAAAGAAGAAGCUUUAUUUACAAGUGAGCCUAAUAAAAUCCGUGGCAGUUGUGAAUUAGAUUGGGCUUCUCUUAGAAACAUGAACUCUCCACAUGAUAUAAGUGAGAGUCCUUCAUUUAGCCCAAAUGCACCAGAUAUGUCAAGAAGCCAUAAUGGGGAAGUGGACAAAUUGACAUCAGAACCGUCACCUGGUAGACAUACUGAGAAACAGGGACAUUUCUUGAAAGAGCAAUCUCUUCACACAGAAGCAAUGAUCAUAAAAUGUUUAGAAUUUGAUAAGAACUCUGUACAAUCCAUGGAAAAUCAACCUAGUCCUUUAGAUGAAUGCACUGAUGAAGAACUCAAGCUUGAACCUUAUGUCAAAAAGAGUUCUUUUGGUGAGCAGUUGAUGAUUGAAGAGUCAUCUGCUGAGAUUAGGGGAGGAGAAAUCAUUAAAGACAGAAGUAGAGAAAUGUUAACACUUGGGAACCGUGCACAACACAAACAUCUAGUUGUGGAUAUUUUAGAUGGACUGAAUGACCUUCAAGAUUUAUCCACAACAGGCAACGUGAAAAGUAAUGUUAAGUUGCUUAGUUCAGAUGAUGAUGGCAUGGUGGAGAAGAUCAGUGUUUCAGAAAGCAAAAGGUGUUCCGAUGCCAUUGAGGUUCAUGCUGCACCAGAGAAGGCAACGGUGAAGUUACAGCUGGAGGAUGUCUCUACUAUGAAGUAUGCUCUCCUGGAAAAUGAAGAAGAAAUGUUAGGGGAUGUGCAGGCCAAAUCUUGGCUUAAGGAAGAAGAAAAGGAUGAAUUGUGUUUAGAACCUGAAAAGUUACCCUGUGACCUGGAAGCAGGUCAUAGAGUAGAGAAGCCUACAUUGGUACAGUUCAGGGCUUCCCAUGACUUCCAACACCAGCCCAUCUCAGCUUCAAUAGAAAGUAGUGUAGGUGUGUUAAGAAACACAGACAGAGCCAUUCCACAUGAGUGGGCCGAUGGUGGAGAGAUGUUUGAUGGUACCAGAGAGCAACAUUGGGGUAAUUGUGAAUUGUCUAUAGAAGAACAAUUCAUUAAGGGCACGUCGGCUUCAGACAAGACACUUUCCCAGGACUGUGGUCUUCCAUGGACUACGGUAACAACCAAUGAUCAGCCAUGUAAAUCGACUAUCGCCGAUAAACAAAUCUUUCCGAAUUUUGAUAUAACUGACUCUGUUAAUAAAACCAGACAGACAUGCAAGCGGGCACAGACUGAGGAAAACUGUGACCCAAAAAUUUCACAAGCAAUCAGGGAGAGCCACAAAUUUGACCAAGACUCAGAGUCAUUGGUCGGGUUGUUGUCUGAAAUGACCAGGUCUUUUAAUUCAGAAUCUACAGAUGCAGUUAGUAAUGAAGGACAGCUAUCUUUAUUGACUAAAAGAAAGAAAAUGGGUAUACAGAAUCUUCCUGGUGACCCAAGCAAAAAUGGAGAUGAUCAUUAUUUGGAAGAGGACAGCUCCACCGAUGUUUUUUCAUCAUUUGUCAACAGUGAUGAAGAGGAGCCCACUACUGAUCCAGCAGACACUUUGUUUCUCAAAUCUAGUGAAGUACACCAGUUUGGCCUGGAAGAUAAAGACUCCAAGGCUGUGGAGUGUCAUGAUACCAUUCCUGGUGUGCUCCAUCCUUUAACGGGAAUGAAGAUAAAUGCUAGGAACAAUCACAACAAUCUAGAGCUUUCCGAAAAUGGAAAGUCGGAACAUCCCAAAGCCUUCAAUAAUUCAGAAAUUGCAAUUGAAACCGAAUAUGAGAAUUUGGAGCAGAUAAGUGGGAUUGGUGAAAGUAGUGGCAGCUACCCAUAUGUCCCAAACUUUGAACCUGAGGAGACAAGUGACGAGCAAGAAAGUGGUAUGGAACAGAUAAGUGGGAUUGGUGAAAGUAGUGGCAGCUACCCAUAUGUCCCAAACUUUGAACCUGAGGAGACAAGUGACGAUCAAGAAAGUGGUACAUUAGAUGAUAUCAUUGAGGAGAGACAAAGUGCAUCCCCACAAGAUGUACUACUAAGUGGUGGUGCAGACAUGGAAACCAAUGAGCUCUUCCAAGUUAAUAAACCUCGGGAAGAACCUCCGGAAAUGUGUGACCUCUACCACACCCUGAGAUCCAAUUGGCAGGACCUGAUGAAAGUGAAAGUUACGGACACUACAGUGGAAGUUUUGCAAAAAGCCGAGUCAAAGGUCAUCGAAGGCAUGAUCAAAAUUAUAAAUAAUGCAAUACAGUCGAGCGGCGGUUUGGACAACGCAAGCGAUUCGAGUGACGAUGAGGACAGGGAUGAUGCUCUCACGUGCAUUGAUAGCAGAAGUCCAGAUAUCCUAAUCGACUUGCUAAAACAAAGCGGCGCCAGUACAAUAGCUGACACAAUACCCGAAACGAAGAAAGGCGAAUUGUUCAAGGAAAGCCCACAACGUGUCUCAAAAUCCAUGACUCCAGCAGAACUCCUUCAGGCGCAGUUACAGCGUCUUUUCCACAUUUCACCUCGUGGCACAGAUCCGGAUCUGAAUGCUCAGCUUAGUGAGAUCUUAGUAGGUUUCAUGGAGAGGGAAGGACCUCCUGCUGCUGAAGGUGUUAAGAGCGGGCAAAUGGCUGAAGCUACUGAUUAUGGCACACGGCUCUGCACUUUGAGUAAGGCCGAUUCAGAACUGAAGGAGCGGGAAAAACAUGAAGAAGGGUCUGAAAAUUCAGAAGAAAUUUUGAAAGGGAAGAAGAAUGAGAAUGGCAAACCAUUAAGUUGUACACAGCAUUAUCUGGAGUGUAUUGGGAGACUUCAGGAUCAUUCGGAUGUGUUAGAAGAUUUAAGAGAGGAUCUCAAUAGCCAAGAACUCGUAGGUCACACUUUGGAAAUUCUGACAGAACAACUCGACAGAUCAGAGUCUCUAGAGUCACAGCUUUCUGCUCUGUCCGGCACGCUAGCUGCAGAUCUGAAGACAGCUGAAUGCUUGUUAGAGUCCGCCGGGGAGCACGUGCCCACACAAAUUCGCAGAGAUCUGGAAACAGUCUCCAAAGAUUUGCAGCUUGCUUUUGCUGAUAUUUGCAAAAUGGCUACAGAAAGGAGAACUUGUAUUAAAGAGGCCACUGCCUUGGAAAAGUCCAAAAUAAAGGCUUUGAAGCAGGACCUCCUUGACCGACUUCAGAGACUGGCAGACUUCAUUCAGGAUAACACAAAGACGAUCACAAGCCUGGAUAUCAUGAAUACAGAUGAUCUGGAAACAGUGAAGUACAGAAUUCAGCAUAACAAGGCUUCUUUGAUACUAUUAGUAAAUGACAUUGCGCUGGCACUGAUUACAGAGGGCAGGGCGCUAAUGAGAACCGCACGUGACAUCCUAGAGAAUGGCAGGAUCUGGAAAAAAGCUUUAUCUGCCAAGGGUCAUGAGCUGGAUACGACAGCAUUUGAUGUUCAGUACUUCAUCUCGGAGUACGCUCAGGAUCUGCUGCCCUCCGAUAGCAGGGAUCUUCUGAGGACUCUCAGUACCACCCAGAGGUCAUUUAAGGAAGUUAUGGAAAUGGUCUCCACACAGCGCGACACACUGAUGCUUCAUCUCGAAAUAAGACGAGAUCUGAGUACCCAGAAGACUCUUGCAGAAAAGCAGAAGGAAUAUACCGAGAAACUGGAGGAGAUGUGCCAUCUCUUAACACAGACAGAAAACCGCAUCAUUGGGCACCAGCAGACCGCGUUAAAUAAAGACAGCCUUGGUGAUCUGCAGCAGUACCAGACAGAGCAUCAGGCUUUGCAGAGGGAUGUCCAGGCAGGCCAGAGUGCCUUAGCGGAAAUUGUGAAGAGCUCAAACAAGUUCCUAGAAGAGAAUCGAGGCAAACUGCACCCUGAUCAAGUCACACUCAUUGAAAGCAGAGUGGAUGAAGCCAAGAGAAAAUCCAAACUGCUAAGUCAACGAGCUGAGGAAUCGAGGAAAGAGCUGGACAAGGCUUUGACAACAGCCAUCAAACAAGAAACAGCUAAGGUGGCUGCAGAGGAGCAACUGGAAGACAGCAAGAAUAAAAUUAAAGGACUCCUGGGCUGGCUGUCAAAUAUUGGAAAAGAUCAGGGGGUGGAUGAAAACCUUCAGGAUCAGAUGGUGAGACAAAAUGGGAAUCUACCUCUGGAAAACAGAAGCAAGUUGAACGGACAAGAAGACGAUGCAAAUGGAAACCUACCUCAGCUCAAUGGCCAGACAUGCACAGUUACUGAUGGAAAGAGGACGGGCAAGGAUGACCUGGACCUAAGCAAGCAGCACGAUCGAGUAAAGGCUCAUCAUCGUGAGAUCUUAUCGCAGCAGCAGGCCUUCAUCAUUGCCACUCAGUCGGCUCAGGCGCUCCUCGAGAAGCAGGGCCACAUGCUUUCCCCAGGGGAGAAGGAGAAACUUCAGAGUAACAUCCAGGAACUACGGGACCGCUACGAGACGACGCUGACUGAGGCAGAACUCAAAAUGAAGCUGAUUCAGACCGUCCAGGACGAACUGCAGAAGUUUAGGACCGACUGCGGUGAAUUUGAAAACUGGUUACAGCAAUCGGAAACUGAGAUCACCGAACUGAAAUCUGGAGUCUCUGACCAGGACCACCUUAACAGCAAACUGCAACGGCAAAAAAGUUUUUCUGAUGAUGUCAUCUCCCACAAAGGGGACCUGCGCUUCAUUACAAUAUCCGGCCAGAGGGUGCUGGACGCUGCUAAAAUGUGCAAUAAAUCUGACACCAGCAAGGACUCUGAACUCUCUGUGGACACCUCGGGGGUCUCCACACUGGUGCAGGACAAACUGGAGUUGGCUGCAAAUCGGUACAAGUCCCUUCAUUCACAAUGCUACCUGCUAGGCAACAACCUUAAAGACGUGGUCGAGAAGUACAAGCACUAUGGAGACGCCUCGUCUGGGAUCGUGACUUGGUUGGAAGACGCAGAAGAAACUGCCAGGAAGCAGCUGGCCGAGGUGAUCGCCGUGGAUCCACAGGAUCUCCAAAAGCAGCUGGAAGACACCAAGGUGCUUCAUGGCCAGGUGUCUGGGCGUCAAGGCGCCAUAGAGAAGUUGCGGAAGGCAGCAGAUGCUGUGAUUGCUACGGAAGGCAACCUGUUGACCAACUGUGAUGAAAUCCAGCAAUCAGUGGGUGACAUUGUCGAGAGGUAUGACAGUCUUGCCAAAUCAGUGAGUGAUCGAAACGAGACUCUGCAGAUUACGCUGACUCGCUCUUUGAGUGUGCAGGAUGGUUUGGACGAAAUGCUGGACUGGAUGAAAAAUGUGGAGAAGAGUCUGGAAGAGCAGGAGCAAGUGCCUUUACAUUCCACAGCAAUCCAGGAAGCUCUGAGUAAAGAGGCUAUGUUGGAGCAGGACAUUGUCAGCCGGCAGAGCAGCAUCGCUGCCAUGAAGGAGAAGGUCAGCAAGUUCAUCGAGACCACCGACCCAUCCACUGCCUCUUCUCUGCAAGCCAAGAUGGACACUCUGUCGAAACGGUUCACCGACGCCAGCCAGAAACACAGGGAGAAGGUCCACAAACUGGAAGAACUGAAGGACAAAGUGGACAUGUUUGAAAAGACGGCCGAGAAAGUGCAGCAGUUUGUUGCCAAAGGGUCGCGGACAUUGACAGAAACGGAUGGACCGGGAAAGAACGUGAAUGAGCUCUCCCAGCUGAUGCAGGAGACAAAUGCUGAGCUGACAGACCAAGCGAAAGACAUCGAGCUCCUCCAGAAACUGUCUGCCGAGCUGGCCGACCUCGACCCGGAUGGAAGCCACAGUCAUAUUCAGAAAACCAUUGAAACACUCUCCAGGAACUUUAAAGACUUUGAAGACACCGUUAAGGAAAAAGAAGAGGAAGUUUCUUCCUGUCAAGGACAGCUUCAGGCGUUUAAAAACACCGUGGAGUCUCUCCAAAGAUGGCUGGACGAGUCAACAGAGAAGCUUGCGUUGGUGCAGCCUUCCUGCAGUGUGGAGGAGCACGAGAAAAGUCUGCAGACUGUCAAGGCCUUAUCAGAGGAAUGGACCGCAAAGGCACCGGCUGUUGAAGACGUUAAUAGAAAAGGGUCAGAAGUGUGUAACCUGAUAAGCGUUCUGACCUCCCCGGCUAAAACAAAAUCUUCUGUAAAAGCAGGCAAAGCUGUGGUGAAUGGUUCUGGAGCACAUGGCUAUCUGACAAACAAGGAGCUAAUGUUAGUUCAGCACCACCUGACAUACGUCAAUCAGAGCUACGAUAAUCUGGGGGAGCGUCUGAAAGAGAAAAGUGGCGAGCUUGAGGGGGUUCUCCAAGAUCUGUCAGUGGUGCACAAUGAAGGAAAUUCACUGAAGCAAUGGCUGACUGACAUGCAGAAAGAAGUCGCAUCAUGGAACACCGGGCAGGCGGGGAAUGAAUCUGUGAAGACGCAGAUGGAGCAGCAUAAGUCUCUUGAAGCAGAGGUAAAGCUAAAGCAAGGCCAACUUCAGCAGCUGAAGGAAAAGCUCUCUGACCUGCUGGAGAAGCACCCAGAAUCCUCAGAAGCAGAAAAAUGGAAGCAGAUGCUGGAUCAGAUAGAUUCCACGUGGAAGGAUGUCACCAGCUCCAUGGAGGAGAGGAAAGAGAAGCUGGAGGAGUCGUGCAGGAAUCUCGCCCAGUUCCAGACCAACGAGGAGCAGCUGAAGCAGUGGCUCGCCGAAAAGGAAUUGAUGCUUGGCGUGCUUGGUCCUCUCUCCAUCGAUCCCAACAUGCUGAAGGCGCAGAAGCAGCAGGUGCAGAUUCUCCUGAAGGAAUUCGACUCUCGAAAGUCUCAGUACGAACAGCUAAAGGAAACCGCACUGAGUAUUUUGAGCCAACCAGGAGACCUUUCACCAUCUUGUACCGCAGUCAAGUCUCAGUUGGCUGCCAUCACGGAAAAAUGGGAGGGUCUGACAGGCCAGCUGACCGACAGAUCCGACCGAAUUGACGAGGCCAUCGUCAAAACCUCCAAGUUCCAGGAGGUUCUCAGAAACCUCAGUGAGCAAGUCAACGUCCUGGGCCAGAGUUUGGGUGGCCCGUCAUCUCUUAGCACCCAGCCUGAUGCCGUGAAGCAACAACUUGAAACGGCGAUGGACGUCCGCAGCAAGCUGGACCAAGAAAAGAUGAGGGUGGCUGAGGCCGAGGCUCUGUGUAAAGAGCUGUCAGCACUGGUUGGCGAGGAAUAUUUAAAAGCGGAUCUCAGCAGACAGCUGGAAAGCAUCUUAAAACCUUUUAAAGACCUUAAAGAAAAAGCAGGUAACAGGAUAGAGCAGCUGAAUUUAGCUUUUGCCAGCUCUCAGCAGUUCAAUCAGAUGUCCAGAAAUUUCCAUGAAUGGUUGGAUGGGAAAAUACAAGAACUUUCCCAGGUUCCUCCUUUAUCUGCCAACAUGGAGGUUCUGCACCGGCGCAUUAAAGAACACGUGACUUACCAGACGUCCUUGGAGGAGCAAAGUGGGCCAUACAAAAAGAUUGUCCAAGAAGGAGAGACUCUGCUUCAGACAACCCAAGGGGCCGAGAGGACGGCUCUCCAGAAUCAACUGGCCACUCUUCAAGGCAAGUGGGACACCUUACGGAAACAGUCCGCGGACUACUCGGACAGGGCACAGGUCUGCCUGAAGCAGGCCCAGAAAUAUAAAGAGCAUCUGGAAAAAGUGCAGCCGUGGAUCGAGGACUGCGAGAAGCAGUUAACUCAGGUGACGGUCUCGGUGGACCCCGCAGAAGUGGACUGUUCGAUCUCACGGGCCAGAACGUUACAGAAGGACGUCGACAAACAUCGAGGAGUGGUCGAGCUUUUCCACAACGCGGCUGACAGUUUACUUGAGGUGACACAAGCCGACCACGAGCCCGUCAAAGAGGAGAAGGCCAAUGUCACCCAGAAGGUUGAGAACAUUUCUGAAAUUCUGCAGCAGAAAAGGGACUCCUUAGACAAAAUAGCACAGCGGCUGAAGGAAUUCAACGAUACCCAUAAAGAGGUCCGUGAACAUCUGAAGGGUGCCAGGCAGCAGCUUACAGUCCACGAGUCACUGGGAGCCCAGGUGUACAGCAACAAACACCUCACUAAUAUGAAAGCCCAGCAGAAAGCUCUGGAGACUCUUGGAAUACAAGUAGGUAGCCUCAAAGGCCUGGCCCAGGGUUUGGUGGUGGACGCUUCGGACGCGGCAGGAGUCUCAGACCUGCUAUUGAAGGUGGAAUCUCUAGACACAGAGUUCAAGUCUGUAAAACAGCAGGUGGAAGACGUUUCCUCAUUCCUGGAGACGAAGCUCCAAGGAAUCGGACAAUUCCAGAAUAGCAUUAGGGAAAUGUUCUCGCAGUUCUCCGACUUGGACGAUGAGCUGGACAGCAUGCAGCCGGUUGGCCGAGACUUGGACGUUUUACAGCUCCAGAAGGAAGACAUAAGGAAUUUUAUUAAAAAACUCCAAGAGCUCAUUGACAACACGGCAACUGCCAACAAAAACUGCCAGCAGAUGCUUGAGAAAGAAGGAUCUCCUGAUCUUCCUGGCUUAAAGCGCGACCUCGAGGCUCUAAACAAGCAAUGUGGGAAACUGAUGGACCGGGCCAAAGGGAGACAGGAACAAGUAGAAGCCAUCUACUCUCGCGUUGAUGAGUUCUACCAGAAACUAAAGGAGCUCUCCGAGAAAUGCAUCGUGGUAGAGGAACAUGAGAAAUCUCAAGGAGCAGUGCGGAUGGAGAUUGAAAUUGUCAACCAGCAGUUGGACGCCUUCAAGGUAUUCCAGAAAGAAGAAAUUGAACCCUUGCAAGGCAAGCUGCAGGAUGUCAACUGGAUUGGUCAAGGCCUCAUUCAGAGUGCGGCCAAAACGACCAACACGCAGAAGCUGGAGCAGGACCUGGAAGACAUCAACAUGCGGUGUAACACACUUAACAAAAAGGUCGCAGAACGAGCUGCCCUCCUGCAUGAAGCCCUGCUACACUGUGGCCGAUUCCAGGACGCCCUGGAGUCACUCCUCAGUUGGCUGACGGACACUGAAGAACUGGUCGCCAACCAAAAGCCACCUUCUGCCGAGUUCAAAGUGGUGAAGGCGCAGAUUCAGGAACAGAAACUCCUUCAGAGGCUACUGGAAGACCGUAAACCGACUGUGGACAUAAUCAAAAGAGAAGGAGAGAAAAUAUCUGCCUCUGUAGAGUCACCGGAUAAGGAGAAGACACUCAAGGAGUUGGUGACCCUCGGUCAACGAUGGGAAUCCCUGCUUGGGAAAGCAGAAACGAGGCACAGGCAGCUGGAGUGCAUUCUCGUGGUGGCCCAACAGUUCCACGAAACCCUGGAGCCUCUGACCGAGUGGCUGACAUCCAUGGAAAAGCGUCUCGCAAACACGGAGCCCAUCGGCACCCAGACCAAGAAAUUAGAAGAGCAAAUCUCUCAGCACAAGGCGUUAGAAGACGACAUAAUGGCUCAUAGCAAAAACUUGCACCAGGCCAUUAGCGUUGGUCAGACUCUAAAAACUCUGAGCUCUCCGGACGACAAGGACUCGGUUCAAAGCAAAGUGGAUUCAACCCAGAGUCAGUUCAGCGAGCUCCAGGAGACGAGCGGCAGGAAGGCGGCCAUGCUGCAGCAGGCCUUCUCCAAUGCUCAGCACUUUGGGGAAGACGAAGUCGCGCUUAUGAAUUGGUUAAGCGAAGUUCACGAUAAGCUGAGCAACGUGGCCGUCCACGAUUAUCACCCCGACCUCCUCCAGAAGCAGGAUGCGGAACAACGGGCGCUGCACGUGGACAUCAUUGAAAAGAAACAGAACGUGGACUUGGCGAUUCAAAAUGGCCUGGAGCUCCUGAAACAAACGACAGGUGACGAAGUUCUUAUCAUCCAAGAAAAACUGGAUGGAAUCAAAGCCAGAUAUGCCGAGAUCAAUACAAUGAGUGCAAACGUUUCGAAACUGCUGAACCAGGCCUUGACGCUUUCCACAAGGCUGUUCCGGACGCACGAGGAGUUGUGCCACUGGCUGGAUGGUGUCGAAGCCGAGGUCGUUACCUUUGAGGCUCAGGUCCCUGUUGGAGAACAGCUAAGCCAGGUCCAGGAGAGGCAAAAAGACCUUUUGAAGGAUGUGAAGGAUCACAAAGGAUUACUGAGCAGCCUGAAUGAAGUGAGCAGUAGCCUGCUGGAACUCGUACCAUGGAGGGCCCGGGAAGGUCUGGACAAGUUGGUGUCGGAGUACAACGAGCGAUACAAGCUUGUGAACGAUGCUCUGGUGCACCAUGUUGAAGAAAUCGAUGCCGCCAUCCUUCGGUCUCAGCAGUUUGAGCAGGCGGCUGACGUGGAGUUUGCCUGGCUGUCAGAUAUGGAGACAAAGCUGCUGUCUCAGGGUGACAUCCGACUGGAGCAAGACCAGACCACCUCCCAGCUCCAGGCACAGAAGGCGUUCUCAAUGGACAUUUUGAGGCAUAAGGACAACAUUGAUGAGAUUGUAAAGAAAGGGGAGGCCAUGUUGGAUAACAGUGAUGAAGAAGAGAAAGCAUCUUUAAAGGAGAAAAUCCGACAGCUCCUGGAGAAGUACGAUGUGGUCAGCCAUAUCAAUUCGGAGAGGUGUCUCCAGUUAGAACGUGCCCACUCACUGGCCAGCCAGUUCUGGGAGACCUACGAGGAGCUGUGGCCCUGGCUACAGGAUAUCACCAGUGUCAUUUCUCAGCUGCCGGCCCCUGCCAUUGAGUACGAAACCCUGAAGCAACAGCAAGAAGAACUGAGGCAAAUGCGGGAGUUGAUAGCAGAGCACAAGCCUCACAUCGACAAAAUGAACAAGACUGGACCUCAGCUUCUUCAGCUCAGUCCCCCUGAAGGCCUCUCCAUCCAAGCGAAGUACACAGCCGCCGAUCAGCUCUAUGCCCAAAUCAAGGAGAAUGUGAAACAGCGGGCAGCGGUGCUGGAUGAAGCCAUGUCCAAGUCCACACAGUUCCACGACAAAAUCGACCCAAUGCUGGAAACUUUGAAGAGGAUUGUCGAGCGUCUCAGAACUCCGCCUUCCAUCUCCGUUGAAGUGGAGAAAAUCAAGGAGCAGAUCAAUGAAAACAAGAACGUUCUGGUGGACCUCGAGAAGCUCCAGCCCGUCUUUGAGACCCUGAAGCAGCGAGGCCAGGAGAUGAUCGCCCGCUCGGAGGGAGCGGACAAAGACGUAUCAGCCAAAGCUGUUCAGGAAAAGUUAGACCUCAUGGUAUUUAUCUGGGAGGAUAUUCACGCCCUGCUCGAAGAAAGAGAAACAAAGCUCCUCGAUGUAAUGGACCUUGCAGAGAAGUUCUGGUGUGACCACAGUGGACUCAUUGCCACCAUCAAAGACACGCAGGACCUUCUUCGAGAGCUUGAAGAACCAGGAGUUGACCCCUCGGUCGUAAAGCAGCAGCAAGAGACAGCAGAGAGCUUUGGGGAAGAAAUCGAAGGACUUCAAGAAGAACUUGAUGCCAUUCAGAACCUGGGAGAUGAAUUGAUGUCAGCUUGUGGAGAACCAGACAAGCCUGUAAUUAAGAAGAGCAUUGAUGAGCUCAAUACAGCCUUUGAUAAUCUGAACAAGAACUGGAAAGAACGGAUGGAAAGGCUGGAGGAGGCCAUGCAGUCGGCCGUGCAGUUCCAAGAUGGAUUGCAGGGAAUGUUUGACUGGGUGGACAUUUUGGAAGGGAAAAUUGACUCAAUGUCACCAGUUGGCACUGAUCUUGAGACCGUCAAGCAACAAAUUAUGGAACUUAAGGAAUUCAAGGUAGAAGCCUACCAGCUCCAGAUAGAAAUGGAGAAGCUCAAUCAUCAGGCAGAGCUCUUGCUGAAGAAGGUUGUGGAGGAGGACGACAAACACGCCAUUCAGGACCCUUUUACGGAGCUCAAGCUACUCUGGGACAACCUGGAUGAAAAAAUCGUCAACCGACAGCACAAACUGGAGGAUGCUCUUCUCGCCCUGGGACAGUUCCAGCAUGCUCUGGACGAACUGCUGACGUGGAUGACGCACACCGAGGAGCUGCUGAACGAACAGAAGAAAACAACGGGCGACCCUAAGGCCAUCGAAAUCGAACUUGCAAAACAUCACGUUCUCCAGAACGACGUGCUGGCGCACAAAACCACCGUGGAAGCGGUCAACAUCGCAGGAAACGAUCUCAUUGAGUCGAGCGCCGGGGAAGAAGCCAGCAACCUGCAGAAUAAGCUUGGAAGUUUAAACCAGAGGUGGGGGAAAAUUCUGGAAAAAACAGAGCAGCGGAGACAGCAACUGGACAGCGCUCUACUGCAGGCUCAAGGUUUCCAUGGCGAAAUUGAAGAUAUGCAGCACUGGCUGAAGGAGACCGAGCGUCAGCUGCUGGCAUCAAAGGGAGUUGGAGGUUUACCAGAAACAGCCAGAGAGCAGCUUAAUGUCCAUCUGGAACUCUGCGCGGUGUUUGAGCUGAAGGAAGAGCUGUACAAAAAGCUGAUGGCGAAAGGGGAGCAACUGAUCGCGAUGUGUCCGGAGAGCCGCGACAGCAACACGCAACAAGACCUGCUGAACCUGCGGGAGAAAUGGGAAUCCGUACAAGCGAAGAUGACGGAAAGAAAGGUGAAACUCGAGGAGGCCCUGACCUUGGCCACAGAAUUCCACAACUCCUUGCAGGACUUCAUCAACUGGCUGACUCAGGCUGAACAAACUCUUACCAUGGCCACGUCACCGAGUCUCAUCCUGGAUACCAUCCUCUUUCAGAUCGAUGAGCACAAGGUCUUUGUCACGGAAGUGAAUUCUCAUCGUGAUCAAAUAAUAGAGCUGGACAAAACUGGAACCCAUCUGAAAUACUUCAGUCAGAAGCAAGAUGUCGUCCUCAUUAAGAAUCUCCUGAUUAGUGUGCAAAGUCGGUGGGAGAAGGUGGUCCAGCGGUCUGUGGAGAGGGGCCGCGUCCUGGACGACGCAAGGAAGCGGGCAAAGCAGUUCAGUGAAGCCUGGAACAAACUGAUGGAGUGGCUGGAGGAAUCUGAAAAGGCUCUGGACUCUGAGCUGGAAAUUGCAAACGAUCCAGACAAGAUUAAAUUGCAGCUGGCACAGCACAAGGAGUUUCAGAAGGCCCUCGGAGCCAAGCAUUCCAUGUACGACACGACCCUCCGUUCAGGCCGAUCGUUAAAGGAAAAGACCUCCCUGAGUGAUGACAACCAGAAACUGGACGACAUGCUAAGCGAACUGAGAGACAAGUGGGACACGGUGUGCGGAAAAUCUGUGGAAAGGCAGAAUAAACUUGAGGAAGCCCUGCUGUUUUCUGGACAGUUCACUGAUGCCUUGCAGGCUCUCAUCGACUGGCUGUACAAGGUGGAGCCCCAGCUAGCGGAGGACCAGCCGGUUCAUGGAGAUAUUGACCUUGUCUUAAAUUUAAUAGAUAAUCACAAGGCCUUUCAAAAGGAGUUGGGGAAACGGACAAGCAGCGUCCAGGCUUUGAAACGUUCAGCAAGAGAGCUGAUUGAAAGCAGCCAUGACGACUCGUCUUGGGUCAAAGCUCAAAUGCAAGAACUGAGUACCCGCUGGGAGACUGUCUGUGCGCGCUCUGUGUCCAAGCAAAGCCGUCUGGAGCAGGCCCUCUGUCAGGCGGAGGAGUUCCAUUCCACGGUGCACAUUCUCCUGGAUUGGCUCGCUGAGGCUGAACAGAGCCUGCGUUUCCAUGGCGCCCUCCCAGAUGAUGAAGAAGCUCUGCGUGUGCUCAUCGAUCAACACAAGGAAUUUAUGAGGAAACUCGAAGAAAAGAGAGUAGCAUUGAGCAAAGCAACAGGUAUGGGGGAAGCGAUCUUGACCAUCUGCCACCCAGAUUCGAUCACCACCAUUAAACACUGGAACACCAUCAUCAAAGCCAGAUUCGAGGAGGUACUUGCUUGGGCAAAGCAACACCAUCAAAGACUGAGCAGUGCCCUCAAUGAGCUCCUCGCCAAUCAGGAGCUGAUGGAGACUUUGCUACGAUGGCUGCAGUGGGCAGAGACAACUCUCAAUGAAAAGGAUAAAGAGACCAUCCCUCAGGAAAUCGAUGAAGUCAAGAACCUGAUUGCAGAACAUCAGACCUUUAUGGAAGAAAUGACAAGGAAGCAACCUGAUGUUGACAAAGUAACCAAGACGUACAAAAGGAAGCCUGCUGCCGAGUCGUCCUCCCACUCGCAUAUUCCUGUCCUGGAUAAAGGAAGAGGUGGAAGAAAGCGUUCCCCUACCCAAGGUUUAUAUCCAUCAGCAGCUCCCGCUCCCAUCGAGACGAAGAACCCCCGAGUGAAUCACCUUGUUAGCAAAUGGCAGCAGGUCUGGCUUCUGGCACUGGACAGACGGAGAAAGUUGAAUGACGCCCUGGAUCGACUGGAGGAGCUGAGGGAGUUUGCCAACUUUGACUUUGACAUUUGGAGAAAGCGAUACAUGAGAUGGAUGAACCACAAAAAGUCGAGGGUGAUGGACUUCUUCAGGCGCAUUGACAAAGACCAGGAUGGAAAAAUAACCAGACAGGAGUUUAUUGAUGGAAUUCUUUCUUCAAAGUUCCCCACGAGUCGUUUGGAAAUGAGCGCAGUGGCUGACAUCUUUGAUCGAGAUGGCGAUGGUUACAUCGAUUACUACGAGUUUGUCGCGGCUCUCCAUCCCAACAAAGAUGCCUAUAAGCCUCUUACUGACGCAGACAAAAUAGAGGACGAGGUCACUCGACAAGUCGCCAAGUGUAAGUGUCCAAAACGGUUCCAGGUGGAGCAGAUCGGUGCCAACAAAUACCGGUUCUUCCUUGGAAACCAGUUUGGAGAUUCACAGCAGCUGCGUCUCGUCCGGAUCCUGCGGAGUACAGUCAUGGUUCGUGUUGGAGGUGGCUGGAUGGCGCUUGAUGAAUUUUUAGUGAAGAAUGACCCGUGCAGAGCUAAAGGGAGAACAAACGUGGAACUUCGAGAAAAGUUCAUUCUACCAGAGGGUAUAUCCCAGGCGAUGGGUAGCUUCCGCUACCGAGGUCGCCGAUCACGGCCGUCUUCCAGAGCUGCCUCUCCGAAUCGAUCAAACUCCAGUCACAGCUGUGCUUCCGUCCAACCUCAACCCGCUGCCACCAGUACCCCCAAGACUCCCCAACACAUAACCCGCAAUUAUGAUAAACCAUGGCUGACAAACAGCAAAACCUCCACGCCUGUUAAGUCAGCAGAAUCCUUUGAAAGUCAAGUGUCGUCUGCAGAGGGUACACCGAUACAAGGAAGCAAACUACGUCUUCCCGGCUAUUUGUCUGGAAAAGGGUUCCAUUCUUUUGAGGAGAGCAGCCUAAUAUCAGCUGCAGCCACCAAAGUCAGGAUGCCACUCCCAGACCUGAAGAAAACCCCAAGCCGACCUGGAAGUCGCCCCGGAAGCAAAGCGGGCAGUCGGGCGAGCAGCCGGCGAGGCAGCGACGCCUCGGACUACGACAUCUCGGAAAUCCAGUCUGUGUGCUCAGACACGUCCGAGACGGCGCCCGAAAGUAGCAAAGCGUUGCCGCGUGCUGGACCCCGGACCUCGUCCUCGAAGCCUUCAAAGAUCCCCACUCCCAAGAGGAGGUCUCCUGCUGCUAGCAAGUUGGCCGCCAAGCCUUCAAAGAGAUAGUUACGAGUACCCGGGGCCUGGCAGAGUUGCUCUAACGUGCAUUACGUCACAUAUUUAAAGGCUGUGAGAUGUAAAAUAUUCUGUAGAAAAUGACUGUUUUAAUAUUGCGCCAGGAGGACCUGAAUGCGGUUGGCCUUAUGUGUUAUUUGUCCUGUUAUUUUAUUUCAUGUGAAUAACGUUCUGUCUGAUGAUCACUGCGGAUUAGACUGUUUUUGUCAGUUAUCCCUAACGGGGUAAGCGAGAGACUUUAUUGUAAAAGCUAAGCUGACAUUUCUACACACUAACGUGUAAACGCGACACUAAGUAACAUGUGAGAAGAACGUUGCUGAAUGAAUGUACUGUAAUUUUGCUGGAAUAUGACUUUCACCUAUUUAAGUUAGGCGGUGGCUCCUGCCUGACCUUAACACGUAAUUUAUUUAUACUGACUGUGCAAUGAAGUUCAACCAGAAUCCAAACGGAAGAGACACUAAGUAGAGAAUCCGAGAAACACAAACGCUGGUGUGAAAUGUACGGCUCACACUCCAGAAUCACAAUCGGACAUCACGUUACGCACCUGCAGAUGUUACACUUAACUUUCAUGAUCUCCGAGCGAUUUUGUGCCAUUUAUUUUAACCGUGUCCAGGGCCGUAUACGGACUCCGAGAGGCUUCGCUAUAACAUCACUAGGAAGGGCGUCCAUGUCACUGUACGGGUUUCAUUUCGCUUGAGUGGACAGGACUGCUGUAUCAGUUCAUUUUGUUUUUUUUUUUUUUUAAUAAAUUUGCUUGCACAAAGCUGAAGAUGAA